UUGUGGGACGGAAUUUAUAUCUUCAAUUCCAUUCAGUUAAUACCUUGGCUUAUAUUUCAAUGUUUUUCGCCAGUUAUUUCUGUCAAUAUCCUAUGUAGUCGCGGAAUCUCAACUACUUCGCACCCAUAUGAUCUUAUAAUAUUUCGCAGCUGCCCGAAUCUUUGAAAGACAAUAUGGCGCAACCUCCUUUCGUAAGGCAAUCUGUUCUAUUUACAAGACUUUUGAGAAUGAAUCCACCGUUUUUUUCUUCAUGGACUGACCGUUAUUUAUAGCAACAGCAGCCAUAUUAUGGUGGACAGCCUGUAUAUCAAGAUCAGGGAAAUCCUAUGAUGCAUCCCACGGAUCCAAACGAUCUCAGCAUGGAGAAUCUACAGAUAUCGAAUCAACAGCCAGCCCCAAGGAAAAAGAAGAAGGAUAGGCACGCAUAUCAUGUUGUAGAAGCUCAAGGCUCUUCACAAGCAUUUAAUGGAAUACCGCAGGGCGGCGUUCCUCCUUCAGCUUAUCUCAAUGCCGACCCUUCUUUAAUACCAUCUCCAGGUGGUCAGUUCCUAAAUUCGCCAAUAACACCUCAAAUGUCACAGUUCCCUGCCCCUGUGAAUGCGCCAUUUAACCCCGCGAACCCCGCCACACCUGCCGAAUUCGCUGCGAGAACUGGACCUGGGGAUGCCUUCUCUGCUAAUGUGCAGACUUCAGCGCAAGGCCGAGUAGACCCAGAUCAAAUUCCCAGUGUACCUCGAUCGAGAGAUGCGAUAGCGCAAUAUUACCUCAAGAACGUAUACCCAACCUUCGAGCACCACCUUCCGCCUCCAGCUACAGUGCCAUUCGUUGCAUACGAUCAAGGAAAUGCUUCACCAAAGUUUGCACGUUUAACGAUGAACAAUAUCCCAUCCACGGCUGAUGCAUUACAUUCGACUGGUUUGCCCCUCGGUCUUCUUUUGCAACCUUUAGCCCCGUUGCAGCCGGGUGAACCCGAAAUACCAGUUUUGGACUUUGGAGAAACGGGUCCUCCUAGAUGUCACAGAUGCCGUGCCUACAUAAACCCUUUUAUGGUAUUCAGGUCCGGAGGUAAUAAGUUUGUAUGCAAUAUGUGCAACUAUGCGAACGAUGUGCCUGCUGAAUACUUUUGCGCAACUACACCACAGGGGGCCAGAGUUGAUAGGGAGCAAAGGCCUGAGUUGAUGCGAGGUACUGUCGAAUUUCUGGUUCCAAAAGAAUACUGGUCGCAAGAACCUGUGGGCUUGAGAUGGAUUUUCUUGAUUGAUGUUGGUCAAGAAGCGCUAAACAAAGGGUUCUUGGAGGCGUUUUGUGAAGGUAUUCUAGCAGCUUUGUACGGAGGCGAUGAUUUGACCGAAGAGGAUGGAUCUUCGAAACGCAAAAUUCCCGAAGGAUCUAAAGUCGGAUUUGUGACUUUUGACAAGGACAUUCACUUUUAUAACAUGAAUCCUGCACUGGAACAAGCUCAAAUGUUAAUUAUGCCGGAUAUUGAGGAUCCGUUUGUCCCCCUUAGUGAUGGUUUUUUCGUGGAUCCUUAUGAAGCGAAGUCCAACAUUACUUCUUUGUUACGUCAACUCCCACAGUUAUUUUCUCAGAUCAAAAAUCCUGAGCCAGCAUUACUUCCUACUAUCAAUGCAGCUAUGGCAGCUCUUGAAAAGACGGGAGGAAAGAUUGUGUGCUCUUUGUCAGCUCUUCCAACCUGGGGCCCAGGCAGAUUAUUCCUCCGUGAUGAUGGAAAACAGCAUGGCGGAGAGCAAGACAAAAAGCUAUUCACUACCGAGCAUCCCGGUUGGAGGAAAGCAGCAGACAAAAUGGUUGCGACCGGAGUUGGUAUUGACUUAUUCCUUGCUGCUCCAGGCGGUGGAUAUCUCGACAUUGCAACAAUAGGUAAAACAAAUGCAAUCUUAUAUGCCAAUUACUAGAAGUGACUAACUGUUUCGAUAGGUCACGUCGCUGCUGCUACUGGUGGAGAAACAUUUUACUACCCUAACUUCGUCUCUCCACGAGAUAACGAGAAAUUAUCACAUGAAGUUGUGCGCUCUGUUACACGAGAGACUGGAUAUCAAGCGCUGAUGAAGGUCCGAUGUUCAAAUGGCUUGCAAAUAUCUUCAUACCAUGGCAAUUUUAUACAACAUACUUUUGGAGCUGAUAUUGAGUUUGGUGUCAUCGAUUCGGAUAAGGCCAUGGGGGUCUUAUUCAGUUAUGACGGAAAACUGGAUUCCAAGUUGGAUGCUCACUUCCAAAGUGCCUUGCUUUACACUACAGCCAGUGGUGAGCGAAGAGUAAGAUGCUCGAACGUUAUUGCUAGUGUAAGCGAUCAACCUAAGGAGUGCAUGAACUUUGUGGAUCAGGAUGCCAUCUACUCGUUGAUUGCAAAAGAGGCUGCAUCAAAAAUGCUGGCACAUUCAUUGAAAGAAAUUCGAGGCGCCUUGUCAGAAAAGAAUGUUGACAUCUUGGCCGGAUAUCGUAAGAAUUUCUCUGGAUCUCAUCCUCCAGGACAAUUAGUUCUACCAGAGCACCUCAAAGAAUUCAGUAUGUACAUUCUUGGUCUUAUCAAGUCUCGAGCUUUCAAAGGAGGACAAGAACCUUCCGAUCGCCGAGUUCAUGACGCGCGUAUGAUCAAAAGCAUGGGCGCUCUAGAGCUUUCUCUGUACCUUUAUCCUCGCAUGAUCCCAAUUCAUAAUCUUGCCCCUGAAGAUGGGUUUGCAAAUGAAGAUGGCCAUCUGAGGAUGCCACCCUCUGUACGAGCUUCUUUUGCUAGAGUCGAAGAAGGUGGGGUAUAUCUUGUGGACAAUGGACAGAAUUGCUACCUCUGGAUGCACGGUCAAACUUCACCUAACCUCAUCACUGAUCUAUUUGGCGAAGACAAAGAUAAUCUCAAGGCACUGGAUCCAUAUCUUUCAUCUUUACCUGUGCUUCAAACCCAUCUCAGCGCUCAAGUACGAAACAUACUAGAAUAUUUGAAGACGAUGCGUGGAGCCAAGGCUUUGACGAUUCAGCUUGCGAGACAAGGUCUCGAUGGUGCAGAAUACGAAUUUGCCAGACUAUUGGUGGAAGAUAGAAAUAAUGAGGCGCAGAGCUAUGUAGAUUGGUUGGUUCACCUGCACCGUCAUGUGCAGUUAGAAGUAAGUUAUCUCUUCUUGAUUGAGGUUGGAUAUGGUUGAUGCUAACAUUGCCUGUGGAAAUAGUUAACAGGUCAAAGAAAAAAGGAUGAUAGCGGGGAUAAUUCGUCAAUAACAUCGAAUUUCGCAGGUCUGAGACCUCCCUACUGGUAAAUCCACGAUGAGAUGAUGAAGAAAAGUGUACGCCGUAGUCAAAACCUGAAAAGAAAAGCUAGGGAUAUCUAGAGUCGAAUUUUGGAGCGGGGGAAUGGGAAAGGAACUGUGGUACGACAGUACAUGUGAUUAGCGUGCACACAUAUUCAGCAUUUAUCAUACAAAUUCACUCUGACGCGGAGCCUUUCUUCAAACCCGAUCUCGACCUCUUCUUGCCGUACUCGGCCAUAGCUUGUAUGGAUAUACCUCCUUUCAUCAUAAUUCAAGCCAAAAUUCAUCGCCAUACCAUGAUUCCCCCUGGUCUCUAGAUAAUCAAAAGCUUUGCCAAACUCAUGAAUCAUAAUGCAAGCACUUUUGAGGUUCCCGCCUCAACCCAUCUUCCCCCAUAACUAGAAGCCAACCCUCCGCGUAAUAUCCACUGGAUAUGCCAUAUCGUUGACCUUGUUGAUGGCGGCCUAUUUAAUCUUUAUAUCCCAACUUUCAAGUAUGGAGGGAGGUACAUGGAUUAUCUAAAGAAAAGUUAUUUAUUUCAUUUCUCUUUUCGAUUUAUUAGGUUCUAUAUAGUUAUUUUUUCCGCUCGUAUAUCUAUUUGUUUCUAAGAGAGGGGCAGAGAGUGCUAUAUUCGUUGCAAGUGUGGUAAUGAUGUAGUGGAGAAUAUGGGUUUUUGGCAUGUAUGGAGAUGGAAAGCAAGUUACUUAGGUGAGCGAGGCGUUUGUUACUGUGGGAGCUGUUCGGAAUGAAAAGAAAAGCGGAUGAAGAAGAAUAAGAAGAAGAGAAAGAGGGAAUACUAUCAUGGCUGCCAAUA
Messenger RNA from Sclerotinia trifoliorum, 4074 nucleotides. Lineage: Eukaryota; Fungi; Ascomycota; Leotiomycetes; Helotiales; Sclerotiniaceae. The record is from the annotation of a GenBank genome assembly.